Molecule: messenger RNA, 1596 nt
Organism: Gymnodraco acuticeps
Lineage: Eukaryota; Metazoa; Chordata; Actinopteri; Perciformes; Bathydraconidae
Gene: mffa
Product: mitochondrial fission factor a
Exons: 8
Coding region: 185-1129 (314 amino acids)
Biological process (GO): positive regulation of mitochondrial fission
Cellular component (GO): peroxisome; mitochondrial outer membrane
Source: RefSeq, a predicted model, not a curated record
GACGGCGGAAGAAGAGAGGAGGCUCCUCUCGUGUCAACAUAAGGGAGAUGCCUGACAGCUACAUCAUCUGUAAUACUCUUAACCGUACCACUCUGGGUUUACUUUGAAGUUAUUUUAUUUCCUCUAAGAUCUGAUAAAUAUAUUUGGAAAGCAAGCUAACCAUAGCAACCAACCAAACGCAAAAAUGAACGGAGCGGCGUUCCCUUCCCCCACGGCAGAAAUUGCGGAGAUGAACCGUAUCCAGUAUGAGAUGGAGUACACCGAAGGGAUCAGCCAGAGGAUGCGGAUCCCUGAGAUGCUCAAAAUGGGUCACCACGGCCACGAGGAUCCUAAUUUUGGAUCUCAGGAGGUCCCACACAGUGUCACAAUGCAAGUCCCAGAGAGAAUUGUGAUUUCAGGAGACAGUAAUGACCCCCAGUUCCCCAGACCCAGAGACCUGGACCUGAUCCAGUCCACACCACUAGAAAGCCUAUCUCUGAAGACCCCACCCAGAGUCCUGACCCUCAGUGAUCGGCCUCUUGACUUCCUGGAGGAAGAGGAGGAGGAGGAGCAGCAGCAGCAGCAGCAGCAGAGAGCAGCUCCAGACACUGAGGAGCUGCUGCGGCCACAAGCACGAGUACGUCGGGAACGAUCAGCCAGCGAGAACGCCUCGGCCCGUCACAACACUCAGAUGAUGCGCAGCGAUUCUGCCGCGACCCCCUCCCCCCCUCCCACCGCCCACCCUUUGCCCCCUCUCACCGCGGCCGAAGAGGAACACAACCUGUACAGCGCUAGCGGUGUUCUCUCUUUCCUCCAGUCCACGACACGCCGGGCCUACCAGCAGGUCCUGGAGGUCCUGGACGAAAACCCCAGCAGCAAACCAUCACUGCGAGGGGGGGCGGCCUCGAGCUCCAACCCCCUGCAGGACUCCAGGCUUGCACUAUCAACACUUGACUCUUCAAUGGAUGCGGGCCCUGAUGACAUGACUGUGGUCGAUGCGACAACGCUGCGACGUCAGCUCAUCAAGUUGAACCGGAGACUGCAGCAUCUGGAGGAGGAGAACAAGGAGCGUGCGAAGCGAGAGAUGAUCCUGUACUCCGUCACCGUGGCUUUCUGGCUGGUCAACACCUGGGUGUGGUUGAGACGUUAGAGCUGCGUUUCCUCCGUCACCGUGACAGAAGAACGUACCAUCCCUUACUCUGUGUCAAAUAUUAGCUAUACUCGCUGCACUCAGUCCCUGUGUGAGGACAUCCCACAUGUACACGGCUUGCUCCACACAGGGCCUACUCUUUUUUUUAAUUUGGUUUAUUUAAUACAUGUACAGUUUUAUUUUUUUACGCUUAUGUCAUCCUGUCCCAUGUUAUCCUAUGUUGUCCUAUGUUUUGUUUUUAUUACAAAUCUGUUCGCUCAACGCUAAAGCAUGACUUGUUGUAAAUAUUUGUCCAUGUCACCAAGAGAAAUAAGUCAUUCAGAGAUAGAGUAAAGCAUAGUUUACCAACAUAUGUACAAUGGCGCUUCAGUGUGGGGGUGUAAACAUGUUGGAUAUUUAUUGGGGAGAGAGUAAUAUGUGACCUGAACUGGGAAAUGUAAAACAAUUUAGUAAAACCAUACGUAUAA